AUGGAUAUGGGCAUGGACAUGAACGUGGAAGAAUCCAACCCAAAUCCCGGCUCGUACGCGCCAACGUACUUUACACACCCUGAACAUCGCGGUCUUAUAUAUACGCACAUUGCGCUCAUGACGCUUGGGUGGCUCGUGGUACUGCCAAUAGCUGUCAUGUUUUCGUUGGCUCGUUCACGGUACACUUUACCCACUCAAUUUGUGUUCCUGGCUACGAAUGCGCUAGCCUUGCUUCUGGGUAUCAGCUACGAUGCGCAAACACCAGACCUCUAUCCUAACAAUGCUCACCACAAGAUUGGUUGGAUCGCAACCUGGAUCGUUUCUGCCCAGGUUCUCGUCAGUCUUGUAGGCCGUGUAGCAGGCGUCGUGAAAGGCGGUGAUGGCUCUCGGAAGCACGGUACCGAAGAACAACAGGCGUUUAUCCCUGUCUCCACUGAAAACAUGGCGGAGCAUCAGCGCAUAAAUGAGGCUAUCAACCUGCACAAAUUCAGACACUCAUAUGAUAGCGGGCAGGGUACCGAGCCUAAUACCGAGUCUCUGAGGACUAGUUCCGCCUCAAACUCGUCCGGUCAUCAAUCUCCAACGAGUAUGGAAGAACGCCAUAUAGAUUAUGAUGAGGACGACGAACUGGAGCUAAAACCCGUUGAGCUGAACCCUGUCAGAUCUCAAAGUAAACCGCUCAUCGCAAAGAUUGUUGGAAAGAUAUCCAACAGGACUUGGAAGUUCCUCCUUUUCGGCUACAAUGCGGUAGAUAGAACCAUCCUCAUCCUUGGCUAUAUUGCAUUCGCUACAGGCAUCGUCACCUGGGCCCGUUUCUUUGAGGGCCAUGCUAUUUUCACUGGUUUAGCUCACUGGAUUAAAGGCAGUGUGUUCGUUUGGUAUGGUCUACUUACGCUUGGAAGAUGGUGCGGUAGUUUUGGCGACCUUGGUUGGGCUUGGAACGUUAGACCGAAGCAAAAAUCCCAGAAAUGGAAGCCAUCCGCCGAAUUUGUUGAGGGUGCCCUGAUCUUCUUUUAUGGAUCCACAAAUAUCUUUCUCGAACAUUUAGGCAACUCUAGCGCAGGCGUCUCGGAGUUCAGUCCGCAGGAUCUUGAGCAUAUUUCGAUUACGGUUUUGUUCAUUGGUGGUGGUCUCCUCGCCAUGCUUAUCGAGUCGACCAAUAUCCGUGAGCUUUUGAAUACCACCGUUUCAGAAGCAGCUCUUGCACAGCCCGCCCAUUCCUACAAUGAUGAGGAACGUGAGGCGCUACAACCACCCAAGCAGUACGAAUUUUCGAUAAAUCCGAUCCCGGCUUUGGUGAUUCUACUGCUAGGUAUCAUGAUGAGUUCGCAUACUCAGGCAUCCAUGAUAUCCAGCAUGGUUCACAAGCAAUGGGGUAACAUGCUCACUGGUGCUUCCUUUGCCCGUGGCUUUACCUAUGUGUUGAUGUAUCUACGUCCUCCCCGCUCGAUCCUGCCGUCCCGUCCCCCAACCGAGCUUCUCACAGCAUUUGGACUGAUUGCUGGUGGUAUUAUUUUCUGUGCAAGUUCCGGUGACACCAUCGAAGGUAUGGUUCAUUAUGACCUUGAUGCCAUGUUCUUUUACACAGUCACAAUGGGCUUUGUUGGCCUCUUGAUGGCCUGGGUUGUGCUCUUGCUGGCACUCAAAGGCUGGGCUAUUCGCCGCGAAUCUGGCAAGGCGCCAAUUGGAUGGAGCGCAUCUGCACGAGUUUAA
Molecule: messenger RNA, 1713 nt
Organism: Truncatella angustata
Lineage: Eukaryota; Fungi; Ascomycota; Sordariomycetes; Amphisphaeriales; Sporocadaceae
Exons: 5
Coding region: 1-1713 (570 amino acids)
Source: RefSeq, a predicted model, not a curated record